Messenger RNA from Phascolarctos cinereus (koala), 1435 nucleotides. It is a transcript of the gene AAMP, whose product is annotated as angio associated migratory cell protein. The record is from RefSeq and is a predicted model, not a curated record. Gene Ontology annotation, molecular function: protein binding. Lineage: Eukaryota; Metazoa; Chordata; Mammalia; Diprotodontia; Phascolarctidae. Gene Ontology annotation, cellular component: cytosol.
AGCACCGCCCCCUGCCCCAUCUCGGCCGGACCGUGGUAGGUGGCGUCGCGCGGCCGUGGCUCUGGAGGCGGCUGGGCCGCUGCUGCUGGACCGGCUUCGCUGAGUGUCAUGGAGCCCGAUCCUGAUCCCGGGCCCGAGGACGGGGCAGCCUCCCCCGAGCCCCUGCACUUCCAUGGCGACGAGGAGAUCAUCGAGGUGGUGGAGCUGGGUCCUGGCCCGCCAGACCCCGCAGAUGACCUGGCCCAGGAGAUGGACGGAGUGGACUUUGAGGAAGAAGAGGAGCUGGAGGGGGAGGGGGCUGACGAGGCCUGGGGGGACGAGGCGGACGAGGGUGUGGAUGGUGGCAUGGAGAGCCCCGACGACAGCGAGGUUACUUUUGCCCAUCACUCAGCCUCUGUGUUUUGUGUGAGCCUGGACCCGAAGACCAACACUCUGGCGGUAACGGGGGGCGAGGACGAUAAAGCCUUUGUGUGGCGGCUCAGUGACGGGGAGCUGCUCCUGGAGUGUCCCGGUCAUAAGGACUCUGUAACGUGUGCGGGUUUCAGCCAUGACUCUGCCCUGGUGGCCACUGGGGACAUGAGUGGCCUACUCAAAGUGUGGCAGGUGGACACCAAGGAGGAGGUUUGGUCCUUUGAAGUGGGGGACCUGGAGUGGAUGGAGUGGCACCCUCGUGCACCCGUCCUUUUGGCAGGCACAGCUGAUGGUAACACCUGGAUGUGGAAGGUCCCUAGUGGUGACUGCAAGACCUUCCAGGGACCCAAUUGUCCAGCCACCUGUGGCCGAGUCCUCCCUGAUGGGAGGAAAGCCGUGGUUGGUUAUGAAGAUGGCACUGUCCGGAUCUGGGACCUGAAGCAGGGAAGCCCCAUCCACAUACUCAAAGGAACCGAAGGUCACCAGGGCCCACUGACAUGUGUGGCCACCAACCUUGAUGGGAGCCUGAUUCUCACUGGUUCUGUGGACUGUCAGGCCAAGCUGGUCAGUGCAGCCACCGGCAAGGUGGUAGGUGUUUUCAGACCAGACACUGUGGGUCCACAGCCUAACCCUGGGGAGGAUGAAGAAAGUGAAUCCAAUUCAGUGGAAUCCUUGGGCUUUUGCAGUGUGAUGCCACUGGCUGCCGUUGGCUACCUUGAUGGGACCUUGGCCAUUUAUGACCUGUCUACACAGAGCCUGAGACACCGGUGCCAGCACCAGUCAGGCAUCGUGCAGCUGCUGUGGGAGGAGGGGGCAGCAGUGGUGUAUACCUGUAGCCUUGAUGGAGCUGUCCGGCUCUGGGACGCUCGAACAGGACGCUUGCUGAAUGAUUACCGAGGCCACACAGCUGAGAUCCUUGACUUUGCUCUCAGCAAAGAUGCCUCCCUGGUGGUGACCACAUCUGGAGACCACAAAGCCAAAGUGUUCUGUGUCCAGAGACCUGACCGUUAGCAGAGACUCCUGU